Brachypodium distachyon (stiff brome) is the source of this 1199-nucleotide messenger RNA. Its product is annotated as cyclin-P4-1. The transcript is spliced from 2 exons. Gene Ontology annotation, molecular function: protein kinase binding. The record is from RefSeq and is a predicted model, not a curated record. Lineage: Eukaryota; Viridiplantae; Streptophyta; Magnoliopsida; Poales; Poaceae. The coding region runs from base 160 to 948 and encodes 262 amino acids. Gene Ontology annotation, biological process: regulation of cyclin-dependent protein serine/threonine kinase activity.
AUCCUUUAUACACCAAACCGGCGUCUAAAGUGAGCAGUAGUAGAUCGGAAAGCUUAAGCGCGCGGCGGCGGCGUAUAUAAAAGCAGCCGAACCAGAGCACGCUCGCUCGUCAAUCGUCAUCGUCUCCCACCACGCGCGCGCAGGGGAUCUACCUCAGCAAUGCCCCCACCCCACGCAACCAACAGCGGGCGGGCGGGCGGGCGGAAGCCAAUGGAGAGGCCCCCAUGGAGAGCAGCAGCCACGACGACGACGAGCAGCAGCAAGCAGCCUAAGCGCGGCGGCUCGGCCUCCCGCUCUCCGUCGCCGGCGCCGAAGGUGGUGGCGGUCCUGGCGGGGCUCCUGGAGCGCGCGGCGGAGCGCGGCGACUCUGACGCCGAGGGGGAGGGGGAGAGGGAGGCGGCGGGGCUGUUCAGGGGGGAGAGGAAGCCGGAGAUCGGCGUGCGGCGGUACGCGGAGCGGAUCUACCGGUACGCCGGCUGCAGCCCCGCCUGCUUCGUCGUCGCCUACGCCUACCUCGACCGCCUCGCCGCCGCCGAGGACGAAGAGGCGGCGCUGAGGGUGGACUCGUACAGCGUGCACCGCCUCCUCAUCACCAGCGUCCUCGUCGCCGCCAAGUUCAUGGACGACAUACACUACAACAACGCCUACUUCGCGCGGGUGGGCGGGGUGGAGCUGCGGGAGAUGAACGGGCUGGAGCUGGAGUUCCUCUUCGCCCUGCGCUUCCGCCUCAACGUCACCCCCGACGACUUCGCCUCCUACUGCGCCGCCCUCGAGUCCCACAUCGCCCCCUCCGCCUCCGCCGGCCGCCGCCGGCCAUUGAUUGCCUCGCCGGACGACGCAGAGGAAGAACAAGAGGGGCCAGGUUCAGCCGCAGCCGCAGCCGCAGUGCCGACGACGAGCUUCGCGGCCGCUCGGCAGAGGGCGGUCGGGUUGAUGAUCGCCCAAUGACACAUACGCGCUAGCCAGUGCCGAUUGCGACAUGCAUGCGCGCGUGAUUCUUUUGUUUCUUCUUCGAUUCUUUCUUUUCCUUUUUUUUGUUUUUGUUUUCUUCUCUGCUAGCUUCUCCAUCGAUCGGCCAAUCAAUAUUGAGAGUCUGUUGCAUCGAUUUCCCGUCGUGUUGAUAUCAGUUCAUUGAUUGCAAUCGUGGCGUGGCCGGCGGGCAAGCCACCAUUAAUUAAUUUUGUUUUGUUAGUACUUAA